Rhizopus microsporus ATCC 52813 is the source of this 286-nucleotide messenger RNA. RefSeq lists its product as uncharacterized. The record is from RefSeq and is a predicted model, not a curated record. The coding region runs from base 12 to 209 and encodes 65 amino acids. The transcript has a single exon. Lineage: Eukaryota; Fungi; Mucoromycota; Mucoromycetes; Mucorales; Rhizopodaceae. Gene Ontology annotation, molecular function: nucleic acid binding.
ACUUGAAUCCGAUGGAGCAUAUAUGGCGUCAGUUGAAACUCAACCUUAGUCUUUACAACACACAUGCCAAAAAUACUCAAGAAUUAUGGAAAAGAAUUGAAAGGGAGUGGAACAAGUUUGAUAAGGAUUUGUGUUGCAAGUAUAUCGAUACUAUGCCAGAUAGAAUAAGGGCGGUCAUCAAGUCUAAAGGAGGCUAUACGAAAUAUUAAAAAUGAUAUGGUUUUUUUAUUAAUAAAGUUCGCUUAAGGAUUUAUCUUUACAAGCCCAAUAUUCAAUGAAGACUUUA